GUGGGUGGGUUGAAGGAGCCGGGAACGGGGGGCGCCUCUUGCUAGCGGCGGCGGCGGCUGACGAGGAGGAGCCAUUUUGGGGCCUCUGCCGGCGGCGUGAGGCCUGUCUGGGGUCGCGGAGGUGCCCGCCCCCGCCUGGGCCUGCUGUGACUGAGCAGACGAGAGGCAGGACGACCCGAGACGCGCUGCUCAGAGUGUGUGGGACAAGAAUGAGUUAUGCAGAAAAACCUGAUGAAAUCACAAAAGACGAGUGGAUGGAAAAGCUCAAUAAUUUGCACAUCCAGAGAGCUGACAUGAACCGCCUGAUCAUGAACUAUCUUGUUACAGAAGGCUUCAAAGAGGCAGCAGAGAAGUUUCGGAUGGAAUCUGGAAUUGAACCCAGUGUUGAUUUAGAGACCCUGGAUGAAAGAAUAAAAAUUCGAGAAAUGAUCCUCAAAGGUCAGAUUCAGGAAGCCAUUGCGCUGAUAAACAGUCUUCAUCCAGAAUUGUUAGAUACAAACCGGUACCUUUACUUCCAUUUACAGCAACAGCAUUUAAUUGAGUUGAUUCGGCAGCGUGACACAGAAGCAGCACUGGAGUUUGCUCAGACGCAGCUAGCGGAGCAAGGAGAGGAAAGCCGGGAAUGCUUGACGGAGAUGGAGCGCACACUUGCCCUGCUUGCGUUCGAUAACCCAGAGGAAUCACCUUUUGGAGACUUGCUCAAUAUGAUGCAGAGACAGAAAGUUUGGAGUGAAGUUAACCAAGCUGUUCUAGACUAUGAAAAUCGUGAGUCGACACCCAAGCUGGCUAAAUUACUGAAAUUACUACUGUGGGCUCAGAACGAGCUGGAUCAGAAGAAAGUAAAAUAUCCCAAAAUGACAGACCUCAGCAAGGGGACAAUUGAGGAACCCAAGUAAAAUGUGCAGGUGGACACUCAGAACUGCACAGUUAUAUACAUUUUUAAUCAGUCUGUGACUGAAAUAUUUUUACUACAGUUCAGGACUUUGCAAUUUGGUUGUGUGUGGGGUUUUUUUCUUGGCAAGCAUACUUAACGGGAGAUGGGUCCCUUUUUAAAUGCAGCAGAUCAGCAUUGAAAAGCAUUGUAUCACUUUGACCAUCUGACUUAGGCUAUGCACUGUCAUAACAUUCUAACACAAAACAAAAACAAGUCUCUCUCUCUCUCCCCCCCCCCUCCAUACACACACAUACUGUGCUGAAGGUUUGUUAUGUCUGGCUGCAGAAACACAUUUUGUUUACCAGCGGAUUAAUGUUGAAGCUCUUUGCAACUCUCCAGUUAACCUGUCUCUCACUUGAAUAUUGACUAUUUUCUGUGUUAAUUUAUAGCCAAAUAAGCAUUCCCUAUUUAUAAACUAGCAAUUGGUUGAAGUGAUCAUUUUGUAAACCUCAUGGUGAUGUUGUUUUUCUGCAUAGAAUAUAGCAUAGUAAGCUUGUAAGCUGUAAUUGAACAUAAUUCCCUUGCUUUUCACAUCUUGGUGACUUAUUUAUACGGGGCUGAAUGUUAUAUUCAUGAUGGGCCUAAUUCUCUCUGAAGUAUUGCUGACAAUAAAGUCUUUUUAUUUUAUAGUUUCAAGAAUGACCAAAAUAUUCCUCUGAAACAAGACAUGGUAUCACUUGGUAAUUAGGUUUUCUUUCAUCAGAGUUGUUUCAUUUCUUCAAAUACCAGCUGCAAUAAUUGCAUUGGUGUAGGUACAUACAUUGGGGUAGGUGGGCAGGUAGGAUGACAGCUACAUCCUUACACCCAGCAAUGUGUGUGUAGACAGCAUAAAAUAUGCAGUUCUGUUGUAUGGCUGUGACCAUCUCGAGUUAAAAGGAAUAUCUGACUUAAUGCUGAUCCACUGAAAUAGCAUGAAAGUUCUUGGGUUAUAAUUUAUAAUAAUUAUGGGAGUUAUAUUAACAGUUUCCUGCCUUGGAUAAAUAGAACUGCGAUUUUACAAAUCUCCUUUCUUGAAUUCCAAUCUUUAUCCUGGGGUAUUGUAACUACAGUGAUGUGUUAGGGUUUUAUUUCCACUCCAGAUGAAGGAUCUGUAAUUCCACGAGGUCCUUCUCGUUUGGUUGCUGCAUUGUAAUUUUUUAAGGUGUGAGAUGCUGCAUAGGAAGUAUUACUGCCUCAAAAGGAUACUCAUUUGUUCAGAUGUUUAGUAUUAACUAACAAUUACUAUAUCUUAACACUGUGACCCCAAACACCCAUUCAGUGAAGUUCCCUGCAGGGCUGUUGAGGCAACUGACAUAUUCAGUAGGAAAGCUGUUAAUGCUAUGGCUGUCUGGCUUCUGUAUAUGCAAAUCUAACAUACACACCAACCUCCCAGGCAAAUCCUAUGUGAAAGCAGCUUUUGUAUUGAUUUGCAUAAUCAAUUCAGUAGCCAUUCAUUGAUAACGUAAAUUUAGUGGGCAUGUGAUAAAUCUGUUUAAUAAAAUUAUUUGGUUUCUAGCAAACUUAGUUAGUCUCUGUGACUGACUACUGGAAUAAUGAACUUUGGGCACUGUCUAAUAGGAAUGUCUUCCAAGCAAGCCUCAUGGAAAAAUACAGAAAUUGGUUGGGAGAGGUUCCUGUGGGACUGUUCCCAUAGUCACUGAUGACUACUCUGAAUAUUGGUUGUGUUUGUAUGAAGCUUGACUCUAGAGAAGGCAGCUACGUAAGUGUAUUGGGAUACGUUAGUUUAGUCCAGCUGAAUUGCUGGAUACUGAUACUUCUAGAGUUAGUCUUCACUGCAUAAAGCCACACAAUUUUAAGUUGUUGCAAAACAACCUAGUGUAGUGGUUACCGCUACUUUAGUAUUAUUGGCUAGCUUUUCUUCCUGAUGGGUGUAUCCUGUUAACUGAGCUGUAGCUGCAUUUAACUGACUGAAAACAAUUGUCGCCAAGUUUGACAUUCGCAAUUUGUGUGAUAUGAUUUUUUGUUUUAAGAACAAUGUGAAGUAGAGAAAUUGGAAUGGGUCUAAACUUCUCUCAGAUAUGACUGGCUUUUCUUCCUGUUCUUAGUUGUUGAAUGCAAUCUGCAGGUUUCGGAAACCUGUACAGUUUCAGCGUGAAGUUGAAUAGAUCACUUGUGUAACAAAUUGCAUUUUUCUGCACCAGUAAUACUGCACUGCAAUCUUGCUUAAGAAGUUUCCGAUGUGUUUAGAGCACUAGGUUUCUUCUGUAAGUGCACAGAUAACUGGAAUUUCCAUUAGCUUGCUCAAUUCAUUUAAUUUGAGCCAAAUAUGUGGGUUUCUCCAAGGGGUUUCAAUUGUAUCAGUUUAGAUUUAUUUUAGUUGGGUUUUGUUGAAACAUCACACGCUGAAGCAGCUUUAAUCUGUAAAGUUUUUGAGGUAACUUGAGAGAAAAUAUUUAAAAAGGUAUGAAAGAAAGCUAUGCAUUUUAGAGAAAGUUCAAGGGUGUCAUCCCAAUGGUACUUUUAGGGAUCUUUAUAUUCAUGUGUAUAUAAAAUAGUUUGCAUAUGCAAAAUAUAAUAUAAUCAGUUUGAAUCCUCAAAUGGGGGAGGCUGUGAACCAUAACUUAUGAAAUAUUGUGCACAGGAAACAGCCCUCACUACAUAAAUGAAUUUGUCAUAUGCAUGAAAAAUGUCUUACUUGGUGGCUAUGGAUGAACGGUUGCAAUUUUGUUAGCUCCAUAAUGUUAGAUCGCCACUCUUAAUUGCUUAGCAUUAAAUACCACUUUGAACAAUA
Rhineura floridana is the source of this 3665-nucleotide messenger RNA. RefSeq names its product GID complex subunit 8 homolog (gene GID8). Gene Ontology annotation, biological process: positive regulation of canonical Wnt signaling pathway; proteasome-mediated ubiquitin-dependent protein catabolic process. Bases 210 to 896 code for a protein of 228 amino acids. Gene Ontology annotation, cellular component: nucleus; cytoplasm. The transcript is spliced from 5 exons. Lineage: Eukaryota; Metazoa; Chordata; Lepidosauria; Squamata; Rhineuridae. Gene Ontology annotation, molecular function: protein binding. The record is from RefSeq and is a predicted model, not a curated record.